Messenger RNA from Capsicum annuum, 1505 nucleotides. RefSeq names its product tubby-like F-box protein 7. Gene Ontology annotation, molecular function: protein binding. The coding region runs from base 122 to 1285 and encodes 387 amino acids. The transcript has 4 exons. The record is from RefSeq and is a predicted model, not a curated record. NCBI's taxonomy places the organism in Eukaryota, Viridiplantae, Streptophyta, Magnoliopsida, Solanales, Solanaceae.
CCCCUUUCCAUCAAACACAAAAAUUUUCUCCACUCUUCUCCAUUAUUCUCUCUCCUUCACACUCUCUUUUACAGUUUCACAUAAACAAAAAAAAGAAAAAAAAUAUUUAAAAAAUUCAAAAAUGUCACUGCGUCGUUCGUUUCUUUCUUCAAGAAGAAUCAUAACUAAAUCAUUUACAUUUUCCAAAUCAUUCAAGGAAUUCAAGCUUCCAGAAACUUCUAUAAACGAUGACGUGGACAAAAACGGCGCCGCUGAAUUCGAUUCCGGCGCCGAAGAGGGAGGUGAUGAGACGUCUUCGUGGUCGAAUAUGUUACCGGAGUUGUUAGGAGAGAUUAUAAAGCGAGUGGAAGCUAGCGAGGAGAGUUGGCCGCUUCGUCAAAACGUCGUCGCUUGUGGAUGUGUUUGCAAGAGAUGGAGACAAGUUACUGAAGAUGUUGUUGAGUCAGCUCUUCAGAAUGGAAAAAUUACCUUCCCUUCUUGCCUUAAACAGCCUGGGCCUCGAGACUCUCCUAUUCAAUGUUUCAUCAAACGUGACAAGAGGAACUCAACUUUUUACCUAUAUCUUGCUCUUUCACCCUCAUUAAUGGACCAGGGGAAAUUUCUCUUAGCAGCCCGGAGAUACAGAAACGGCGCUCACAUUGAAUAUGUAAUAUCUCUUGACGCAGAUGACUUGUCACAGAGAAGUAAGGCCUAUGUUGGGAAGUUAAGAUCAGACUUUCUUGGAACUAAUUUUACCAUAUAUGAUAGUCAACCCCCACACAAUGGGGCAAGGCCAUCAAGCAGCCGGUCUUUGCGACGGUUUGCAAGUAAGCAGAUUAGUCCCCAAUUACCAGCUGGUAAUUUUGAAGUGGGACAUGUUUCCUAUAAGUUGAACCUGUUGAAGUCAAGAGGACCAAGAAGGAUGAUAUGUUCACUCAAGUGCCCCUGUCCUGGAGAAGCUGUUAUGGACAAAUCUCAGAAUGCUCCAAAGAAGAAGCAGCCUGGUUCCGCAGAAACCAACUCCACAGUUCUUAAAAAUAAAGCUCCACGGUGGCAUGAGCAUUUGCAAUGUUGGUGUUUAAAUUUCCAUGGCAGGGUCACCGUUGCAUCUGUGAAAAACUUUCAGCUAGUUGCAACGAUGGACCAAAGCCAGCCUGGUGGAAAAGGUGAUGAGGAUACCGUUAUCCUCCAAUUUGGGAAAGUAGGAGAUGACAUUUUUACAAUGGACUACAGGAAGCCUUUGUCUGCCUUCCAAGCGUUUGCAAUAUGCUUGACCAGUUUUGGUACAAAAUUGGCCUGUGAAUAGAUUCUUCUUAAAACUGUUGCUAAUAUGCUUCUUAGUUUGCUUUUUUCUUUUUUUACUUUGGGUGCAAAGUGACACUUUUUGUUUAAUCUAGUGUUCUCUGCUUAUGCUAUAUUUUUAUAAUUUAGUCAUGUAGUGGAUGUGGAAUCAAGUGUAAUCUAACCUUUAUGGGAAUCUCAACAUCAUGUAACAAAAGUUUCGAUCAAUGGUGUUCUCCUCUCUA